AUGAGCAGUAUUAUCAGAUCUCGUGGUUUAUAUUCAUCAAAACGCUUGGUUAAUGUGGCCGGAAGACAGGCUAUUAGGACACUACCAGUUGUGAAAAAAAGUUUAGCUUUUUAUAGCGGUUACGGAUAUAAUGAUGACGAUAAUUAUAAUGGAGCAAGAGCUGGAGGUUGGGGUAGCUCUAUGGAACGACAGUCUUUACCUCGAAAUACUAUCGUCAAAUUUGUUCCUCAACAAGAAGCUUGGAUUGUUGAGCGUAUGGGAAAGUUCCAUCGAAUCCUAGAUCCUGGGUUGAACAUUUUAGCACCGUUCAUUGAUAGAGUCAAGUAUGUUAAAAGCCUGAAAGAAACAGCAAUUGAGGUGCCUAGUCAAAGCGCUAUCACCCAAGAUAACGUAACACUUGAGUUGGAUGGUGUAUUAUAUUUCAGAUGUGUUGAUCCGUUUAAGGCUUCUUACGGUGUUGAAGAUGCAGAAUUUGCUAUUACUCAACUUGCGCAGACGACAAUGAGAGCUGAGAUUGGUCAAAUGACUCUUGAUCGUACUUUAGCAGAGCGUGCCUAUCUAAAUAUGAAUAUUGUGGAUGCUAUCAAUUCAGCUGCGGAAGAUUGGGGAAUUCGUUGCUUGCGUUAUGAGAUUCGUGACAUACAUCCACCAUCUAAAGUAGUAGAAUCAAUGCAUCAGCAAGUUUCAGCUGAAAGGACAAAGAGAGCUCAAAUCUUAGAGUCAGAAGGUGCUCGACAAGCAGCUAUUAAUGUUGCGGAAGGCCGUAAACAGUCAACAAUUCUAGCCUCUGAAGCUCAAAAAGCUGAAAGGAUCAAUAUGGCAGCAGGUGAGGCGGAAGCCAUUCUUUUGAAAGCUAAAGCCUCUGCGGAAGGUAUUGAACGUGUGGCUAGGGCCAUUGCUGUCAAUCAGGGCAAUGAAGCAGUAUCCAUGACUGUAGCCGAAAAAUAUGUUGAUGCUUUUGGUAAAAUGGCGAAAGAGGGCACUACUAUCAUAGUGCCCGCUGCAGCAAACGACGCCGCGUCGAUGGUGACACAGGCUUUAGCGAUCUUCAAGACUAUCAAUAAAAAGAGGCCUGCUACUGGUACAAUAGAGGAAUUACCGCAAGAAGAUCUGUUUUCAACAAAAACAGCAACAAAGCAGAAGGUAAAAGACGUGUCAAAGGCUAUCGAGAAGUUGAAGGAUGACAGCAACACCUCGAAUAUAUAA
This is a messenger RNA of Mycotypha africana, 1206 nucleotides long. RefSeq lists its product as uncharacterized. The transcript has 7 exons. Gene Ontology annotation, cellular component: membrane. NCBI's taxonomy places the organism in Eukaryota, Fungi, Mucoromycota, Mucoromycetes, Mucorales, Mycotyphaceae. The coding region runs from base 1 to 1206 and encodes 401 amino acids. The record is from RefSeq and is a predicted model, not a curated record.